Molecule: messenger RNA, 400 nt
Organism: Monomorium pharaonis (pharaoh ant)
Lineage: Eukaryota; Metazoa; Arthropoda; Insecta; Hymenoptera; Formicidae
Product: odorant receptor 22c
Exons: 1
Coding region: 56-370 (104 amino acids)
Biological process (GO): detection of chemical stimulus involved in sensory perception of smell; sensory perception of smell
Cellular component (GO): plasma membrane
Molecular function (GO): odorant binding; olfactory receptor activity
Source: RefSeq, a predicted model, not a curated record
UUAUGUUCAUUGUAGUGUAUGUAUUUCAGGCUUUCAAUUAAUCCUUACGCUUUCGAUGCACAAUACAUAUGCUGUUAUGAAACACACUCUUUAUAUCAUCGUUCUGCUGGUACAACUUUUUCUGUACUGUUUUGCCGGACAAACGUUGGAAUUUCAAUCUGGAGAACUAGCUUCUGCGAUUUAUGAUACACCAUGGUACACUUUCGACGUGAGCGUGAUGAAGAGUUUACCAUUGAUGAUUCUUCGCGCAGCUAAUCCUCAUUGUUUAACUGCAGGAAAAUUUCUAGCGAUAAAUUUCAUGAGCUUUAAGGAAAUUUUGAAAGCUUCCGCUUCGUAUUUGUCUGUAUUAAGAGUAAUGCUAGAAACAUGAGCAGGGAUUUCUUUAGUAAAGAAAAUAUUU